AUGCCAGAGCUUCGUUCAGCCGAGCGCUAUCGAACGAUUAUGCGAUUAAUUCAAACUCAACAAUUUGCAUCGGGAGUAUAUAUAGAACCAGAUAUACAGAGAGGUUAUUUGGGACCGUGUCUCUUAGCAGACUUAGCCUUUUUCGAUCAAGGGCAAGGCUUUAUGUCAGAUAGCUUACAUACAGUUUACGGUGGAGCUAUGAAAAAAUUAUUAUCACUUUGGUUCGAUCGUAAAUGGUGUACAAAAGAAAAACCGUGGACCAUUGAAUCAAAAAUAUCAGAUAUCAAUGAAAUUUUAAAAUCAUUUUGCUCGCCGUCAACAAGUGUUCGUAUACCAAGAGAUUUAAAAGUUCACAAUAAAUACAAAGCAAGUGAAUAUCGUUCCAUGCUGUUGAUUUUCUAUCCCAUUUUCCAAGAUAUUUUACCAAAUAAAUAUUAUGAUCAUCUUAAACUACUUGUUUUUGCGCUGCAUAUUGGGGAAAAUCGUGAGAUCGAAAAAAAAGAUUUAGUAACAAUGGACUUGUUAUUAAAAGAACACGUAAAACAAUUCGAUUUUUUUUAUGGUGAACGCCAUUGCGUCAACACAAUCCAUUCCAUUGUCCAUUGUGCCGAGACUGUUCGUGACUACGGCCCUUUGCAAUGUUAUUCAACAUUUAAUUAUGAGUCGAUACUGGGAGCAAUCACAUCAACAAUCCAUGGCAGUCGAAAACAGGAUCGAGAAAUAUUCAAUAACAUGGAGAUGUUACGACAGUCUUCUUAUGUGGCAUUAGAAGAUAGCCAUGAGUCGCCAUUGUAUGAAUAUAUGUUAAAGUUAACUCGAAAAGGCUAUCGUAAGCCAUAUUUAACGGGUACAUUUACAACAACGAAGCCGGUUAAAUUAAAACAAGGCGAAAAACGUUAUUUACAAAAGAUCUAUUUAAAUAAAAGUUUUCAAGUGUAUUAUCGUUGUGUUUAUGAAAAUAUACAAUACUCAUCCUGUCAUUGGAAACAAUCAAAAUUCGAUACCGCUAUUAUAUUUCGUGAGAGAAACACAGAUAAAUUAAAAUUUGCCAUUAUUGAUAAAUUCAUUGUUUGUGAACAACCAGAAAAACAAUUGUUUGUUCAAAUAUAUAAACUAGAAAAUGAAAUCUGUGAUUCUCUAGUGGUUAAUGAAAUUACAGUUGAAAAUUCCAACACAGCUAUUGGAAAGAUAAAUUUCACAAUUCCAAUACAGAUAUCAUCAACACAAAUUAUUGAAAAAGUAUUUUUUCUUCGUCGAAAAGAAAAAUUUAUGUUCAUUCGUUUGUCAAAUCAAUCUGAAUCUUCUUAA
Molecule: messenger RNA, 1308 nt
Organism: Rotaria socialis
Lineage: Eukaryota; Metazoa; Rotifera; Eurotatoria; Philodinida; Philodinidae
Source: the annotation of a GenBank genome assembly